This is a messenger RNA of Elgaria multicarinata webbii, 2177 nucleotides long. RefSeq names its product centrosomal protein 70 (gene CEP70). The record is from RefSeq and is a predicted model, not a curated record. NCBI's taxonomy places the organism in Eukaryota, Metazoa, Chordata, Lepidosauria, Squamata, Anguidae. Gene Ontology annotation, cellular component: centrosome. The transcript has 18 exons. The coding region runs from base 222 to 2093 and encodes 623 amino acids. Gene Ontology annotation, biological process: cilium assembly; regulation of microtubule cytoskeleton organization. Gene Ontology annotation, molecular function: gamma-tubulin binding.
CGACGCUUGGAGGGCGGAGACUAAAGGCGUUCAACCCUCGGGCAGGGAGGCUUGGCUUCAUUGAUUUCCUCCAACGCCCAACUCCGCUUGAGAGCCCGCCUAUAACGGCCGCGGAAGGGGCAGCCCCUUGCUGCUGUGGAGAGAGAAAAGCGCCCGAUCAUAGAAGGGAUUGGUACACUGACUAGAAGUCAACUAGAACGAAGACUCCAAAAUAUUUUACUAUGACAGAGAGCUCUCAAAGUUGUAGCUUGCCAAGUGAGAGAGUAUCAGGUUCUGUGAUGGUGAAUUCUUACCCUGAAAGAAUGUCCUGUGAUGCUUGGAACAAGGUUGAUGUAGGAAGUCAGCAAGAGCAAGAAGAAUGGAGAAACGUAAACAAGUUAUUAAGGCAACAUGGCUUACGAUCGGUGUGCUUUGAUGAACCUGAAAGUAGCAGAAACUUACCAGAUAGGAUUGUUAUGGACCGACAGACUUCACAAGCAAUACGGUAUGCUUUGAAAACAUUAAUAGAAGAGACAGAACGUCAACGAAAAAUUGUCCGUGGCUUGAUAGAAGACAAUCAACAGCUUAGAGCUGAAUUGCGCUUGGAGCGCAGUCGUGCUUCUCGGCAGGAACAAAGAGCCAAUGAUCUGGACAUUAUUGUAGAAAACAUCAAACACAAAAUACGUCAGCUGGAAGACAAAUCUAUAACUAACGCUUCCCAGCAACACAACCAAGUCAAAGAACUUCAGAAAGAUCAUCAAGCUUCACAGGCAAAGUACCACCAACAGGCCGACAAGUUACAAGAGCAAGAAGAGACUAUCUCCCAUUUAAAGAAAGAACUUUGUAGGGUAGGCAUGGAGGAAGAGCAACGUAUCGCUACUCAGAAAAAAAUGUUCCGCCAGUUUUGCAAACAAGCUCCAAGAACACAAUUAGACCAGCAGAUUUGUUGUCUAAUUGAUUAUUAUGAGUCUCAGAUAAACCAAGUGAGAAAAGAACUAAGGAAAUAUAAGAGGGAGACCAAUCAAACACAAGGAGAAGGAAAAGAUGAAGAAGAAUUUUUGAAGAAUGUAGAUGCCACUGUUAACUACAAAGCCCUGCUUAUGUCUUUCCAGACUCAGGUAAUUGAGACUAAAGCCCGAAAUGAACAGCUGGUCCGUGAAAAUAUAAAUCUCAAGAAAGAGAUGGAAAUUAGACCAACUGUUCAAGAGUUAAAAUUUUACAAACACCAAGUGAAGAAGUUGGAGAAAACACUGAAAAACAUUAAGUCACAUGAAAGAAAUGGAGAAGGAAACAUGAAAGAAAACAAAGAAUUGAAAAGUAAUACAGCGGGAGACCAGCUACAAGAAGUUUGCAGAAGUUACUUACAGGUAUUGUCCAGAAUUGAUUCCAUUAUAAGAAGUCCACGAAGAGCUCCCCUAGUAAUGCAUAUGCAGAGGAAAGGCCUACAACAAAACGGUGUUAAGGAUAAUGAGCAAGAAUGUGGAUUUGAGCACCUUCCUCUUACAGUUGAAAUGUGGGCUGACCAGCUAAUGGCCCUGAAGAACUUGCAUAGGUCACUGAAAAAGCUGUUUCUGCAAUUAGUGCCUUGGCAUACAGUAGCUGUGCAGGAUAACAAGGAAUGUAUUCGAGUUGAAGACCUUCAGCUCGUAGUAGAUGAAAUCUCUGAAGAAGUAGAAAAUGAGGAAAAGAAACGUCAUGUGCCUUCACAACAAACAUUGUAUGCAAUUGUCUCCCACUUUCAAAAGCUGUUUGAUGUGAAUUCUUUGGAUGGAGUUUAUCCUCGAAUGAAUGAAGUUUACUCAAAGCUUGGUGAAAUGACCAAUGCAAUGAGAAAUGUCCGUGAACUCUUGGAACUAGAUAUUUCAGCCCCGCCUUGUGUCCUGGUGAACACUGUGGGGAAGCUAUGUAAUCUCUUCAACGAAAAUGUGACCUGGCAGGUAGAGCAGCUGCUGGGAACGCAAGACAUCCAAAGCAUUAUCAACAUAUUAGAAGAACAUGAUGACUUUUUCCCAGCAUUCCAAGCUCUUACUGAAAACCUACUUCACAUUCUAGAUGUCAGAAAUUUGACAGAUAUACUACCUGCUGUGCAGAAGCUGAUACGGAAAGCCCAAUAAUGUAAAGCAUGUAUGCAAUUUUAAAUGUGUCUACCUCUUAUGUACAGUUCCCAAAUUUUGAUUAAAAGUGUCUUCACUCUUGAA